UAAUGUUAUUUCCUAUUAAAAAACGUGGCAAAUCUUGUGAUGACAAUUGACAAAUUUCAGGUUCGUGUUGCCUGGAAGGAGAACCGUCAGAAGAAUGAGAAACAGGUGGAACAAGUCGAGGUGGUGGCUCGUCAAAUUCCUGGACGAUCCAGGCCGACGACAAGCCGGAGCAGAGGUUUCGUCGGCAUCGACAAGCCAACGAUACUCUACUCUAGACAAGAGCUAGCUGAAAGAUUGAGACUCGCUUGGAAACAUCGCGAGGAGAACAAAGCUAACAUUAACAUAUUCUUGGCCCACGGGAUUUUGAACGAAAGAUGCGAGUCCGAAAUGUCGACUCAUACUACAGUCACUAAUCCCCCGUCUCCUGUGCGAAAGAUCGAGCAGCCCGCGACCGAAACUCCUUUGAUUAACAAUUUCAAGACAGGGGUUGGCGAAAAGAAGGAAACCGAGAAUCCGACGGCUAGAAAAUCGUCGCAAAACGAUGCAACGGACAUAAAGAAAAACUGUGACGUCUUGCCUGAUUGUAAACGUUCCUCAGAAAUUAGUGCGUUGAAAGAAAUUCAAAUACCUGGAGAGACGAAAAAGAAGGAAAGGCAGAAGACUGAUGAUGAAAAGGGACCAUUGAACGAAAAACUAUCAAGUCCAAAUGCCAGUGAACAUCUUCCCAAGGCAAAGAAGUCUACGGCGACGAGCAACGACUGUUCGAGUGGCUGUGGCGUUCUAUCUACGAUGCUGCCAUCGAUCAAAAUCGAAAACUCGACCCUGGAAGUUGGAAAAGUGUCGAAACAAGAUUUUUCGUCGGCCAAGCAGAAGCGUGCGAGUUUUCGUAGCGGCACCAACCAAGCGUUCCUCGACCCAGUUAGAUCGCCAACGGAGUUCAGAUACGAUUCGGUGUCCGAUAAAAACGUGCCGUAUAAACCGACGAUUGACAACCUUAACGUGAUUACAGAAAAGACUUGUGCGAAUCGAACAGAGAGCGGAGAGAGCAUUCCGAGCGGAAAGAAUCUGAUGGGAAGGAGUUCCGUCGACGAGAAAAACGUGCCGCAAAGAACCGGUGGGAAAUUGUCUUCUACGAUUGAUAAGAAUACGCGCGUCACGAUCGACGACAGAGAUGCAUUAGCAGAUUGCAAAACGAUGACUCAAGCAACUGACAGAGCCGAUCAAUUUGAUUCGGACGUGAAAGAAAGCGAUCGGGCAAUUUACGAUAGAGACGGUGACUCGGUGACUGAAAAAACAGCAGCUUGGAGAAAUUCAUUAAAAACGAGAUGCGAUUUUAUGAACGAGAGGAACGUAUUGUUAAAAAAGCCGACGGAGAUUCAGAGAACGGAUCAGCGACCCCGGAGAACUAACUCCGCACCGCCGCAACGGUGUUUAGAAUCGACUUCGGCUAAUAAUCGCGUAUUAGUUAAUAUCGUGAUCGAUUCAUCCAGUACCUCGGGAAAAAAUAAUGAUCAAGGGGAAAAACUGGUGACAGACUGUACAGAUAACGCGGUGGGAAAAAUUGAUGCAUCCAAGCUGGCGUCGAGCCGGUCUAUGAAAUCGGCACCACUGAAGAGACGAUCUAGAAGCGUGAAACGACGUUUCUGGAGCUGCAAGAAUGACGCAGAUGGAAAAUUGCGGGGCAGAUCGGCGGGACGUGCGAGGAACUCCAUCGACUUUCGAACGAUCGACAUCGUGACGAUGGUGUCCCUUGUCAGUUCCGCGGACAGUGACAGUGAUACCGAGAAUUCGCCAGGCGAUGACAAGCUGAUCGAUGAGCUACGCAGCAAACUGCCUACGACAUCGAUCAUCAAAACGCCAGCUUUGACUUCUGCGAGAAAACCUACGAAGUCAGUCUCUUUUCAGAAGGACUCGUUCGACGAUGACUCGGUGAAAGAGCAACCCUUGCCGAAGGAAGAGAAAAAAAGGACAACGACACAACAAUCGCGACUGGCGAUCGUUAACCAACGUGGAAACGAAAUAAUCGUGACGAGUGAGGAAACGGUCUCGUGGAGAACAGACGUGGGUAGUGAAGCUUUGCCUGUUCUGGCAUUAAUUCACGAUACCGAAGAGCCGCUCGAUGUGCCGUUGACUGAUCGCGAAAAGAGAUGCCUGGCCGUACCUAUCGGUGAUUCACACGAUAAAAAACGGAAGCUACUGAAAACGCGUAACACAACGUCGCGGCCUGUCGCAGAGACGCAAGCCUCGUCGCAGAAGAUAAAAAUACAAGAAUCGUCCAGAAAUAUUUUACAAAAAAUGGAAAUUCCUAUGCAACAGAAUAAAGCAUCCGCAAACAAUUCACCUAUAAAUGUGAAAUCUAAGUUCGUAUCACUGUCGAAGGAAAGCGUACAACCCGAACAAUCAGUGUCCAAUGAGCCGCAUCUUCAAACUAAUAAGGAGAAGGAAUGUUGGCAUCUUUACAGAAAAAUGUGUGAUAAAGGCGUUUGCGUUUCCUUUGACACAGUUCUAAGAGGUAUGCUUACACCGACGGAAUAUCGAUUAAGACAGAAGGAACUAUCACAAAAUUUGUAACAAAGUCGAUGGUAGCUUUCAUCUCUUACGCACAAAGCGAUCUCAACUUGUAUUCACUUAAUUGACAAGCUAAUAGAAUCAGCUCGUCAAUUGUAUUUUUAGAAUUUAGAUAGAUUUGUGAGAAGACUAAGAUUCCGGUGAAUAAGACGCUCGAAUUAGUUCCUUCAGAUUUUAGAUGUAUAUACAUGCGCACUAACUGCCUAUUUUUUAGAAUACUUAUUUCAUAUGUAAAUAUAUAUGAAAGCAGUAUUUUAGAAACUAAAAAUAUAUUUAGAUUUGUGAAUCAAUUGUUAAUACAGAUCGUGACAGGAUUACAUAUAACAUAAUUUGAAGUACAUGUGUGAAUGUAGACGUUUCUACUGUUCAGUUUUGAAACAGUGUUAAUUAUUAGAUAUACGUAUCAUAACGUUUUUUAUAAUAUUUGUAAUCUCUUUAUUUGUAUGACGAUGUAUAGCUAAAUAAAAUAUUUAAAUAAUUGUUA
Molecule: messenger RNA, 2992 nt
Organism: Ceratina calcarata
Lineage: Eukaryota; Metazoa; Arthropoda; Insecta; Hymenoptera; Apidae
Exons: 7
Coding region: 40-2511 (823 amino acids)
Source: RefSeq, a predicted model, not a curated record